Molecule: messenger RNA, 5232 nt
Organism: Anthonomus grandis grandis
Lineage: Eukaryota; Metazoa; Arthropoda; Insecta; Coleoptera; Curculionidae
Exons: 1
Coding region: 1-5232 (1743 amino acids)
Biological process (GO): DNA integration
Molecular function (GO): nucleic acid binding
Source: RefSeq, a predicted model, not a curated record
AUGGCUGACGCAAGAAAUAAAAGAAAGGCUACUAAAGCUGCUCUUACACGGUUUGAAAACUAUUUUCAAGCUAUUAAGUCAAACAUAAAUCUUUCUCAAACUGAUUUGGUGGAACUCAAAAUGCGUGCGCAAAAGGCUGAUCAAUUGUUGGAAGAUUUUAACGCUGCUCAGUUAAAGAUUGCCGCUACGGAGACUGAUAUUGAUUUUGAUGAACAUGACAGUGAGUCUGAACAAUUUGAAAAUAAAUUCUACCGCAUAACAUCUGAAGCGAGCAAAUUUUUAAUUGACCAGAUGCAGCCGCAGGUUUUAACUCCAAACGUGGAAACUAAUUUAGCAUCUAAUUCUAAUGAUGAUUUAGCCAACAUUAGACUGCCUCCAAUAAACCUUCCAACGUUUGACGGUUCAUAUGACCAAUGGUUGUUUUUUAGAGACACUUUCAAUUCUUUAAUACAUAGCAAUUUCAAACUGACACCAGCCAAAAAAUUUCAUUACUUGCGCCUCUCUCUAAAGGGUGUGGCCGCUGAAACUAUCUCAUCACUUGAAAUCUCUGACGCCAAUUAUGAUGUAGCCUGGAACAUCUUAAAUGAGAGAUUCGAAAACAAACAGAUUUUAGUCAGCAACCAUGUAACGGCUAUUUUUAAUUUGCCAUCUUUAUCACGUGAAUCUGGACGUGGCCUUAGAGUCAUACUUGACGGCUUACAGAAGCACAUGGGCGCCUUGACGGUUUUAAAGAUGCCCACAGAACAUUGGGAUGCCUUAAUCUGUCAUAUUGUGACAGGUAAAUUUGACAAUGUGACUAGAAGAGCUUGGGAUUCCAAAACCUUUAUUGAAGAACUCCCUACUUACAAGGAACUUAUAGACUUUUUAAAAGACAGAUGCCGAAUUUUAGAGUCUUUCGAAAACAGCUCUUUAAGAAACGCUUCAAACAAAAUCGAAAGGCCUCGCCAAUCACACCCCAACUUUCAUAAAAAUACUUCUCAAUCCUUUGUCGCUACUAACAGUAAUAAAAAAUGCACGUUUUGUCAAAAAGAACAUCUCAUCUACACAUGUCCUCAGUUUUUACAAAUUUCUGCUAUUGAAAAAUUAAAUAAUGCUAAACAAAUGAAGUUAUGUAUUAACUGCCUUUCUAUAGGCCACGCAACUAAAAACUGUAGGUCGUCUGGAUGUAGAAAAUGUGGAAAAUUCCAUCAUACCCUUCUACAUUUCAACAAAACCGAUUCUGGGACUGUACAAACCAAUAAUAACAACACAUCUACCUCUUCUUAUUCCAACAGCACUGAGACUGACUUGAAAGACGUAGCCACAACCUCUUUGUCUACACAUGUGAUGCACACUCCUCUUAUAUACUCACCUUGUAGUUUAGUGGUAAAUGAAAAACUUAAUUUAAACACUGUAUUAUUAUCCACUGCUAUCAUCAAAGUUUUUGACACUACAGAUAAGUCACACUUGUGUAGAGUACUCCUAGACAGUGGAAGCCAAUCCAAUUUCAUUUCAGAAAGACUUUGCAACUUGUUACAACUUCCUAUUGAAAAUAUUAAACAUUCUAUCACUGGUAUCAGUCAGAAAAUUGAAACCAUAAAUUCUAGAGUUUUUGCUAAAGUCCAAUCCAAUUUUUCUAACUUUGAGGCGAACAUAUCGUGUCUUGUACUUAAAUCUAUAACUGGAAAUAUUCCAGCUAUAUCCUUUGACUCCAGUUUAUUACAUAUUCCCAAAAAUAUUGCAUUGGCUGACCCCGAUUUCAGCUCUGCAAAACCUAUUGACUUACUGCUCGGAGCAGACAUUUUCUGGGAACUGAUCCAUAUUGGUCAAAUAAAAUUGGGUCGAGGACUUCCAAUUUUGCAAAAGACACAUUUUGGAUGGAUUAUUUCUGGUCCUUUACAAACUAAUCUUAGUUCAAGCCUUUGCUCAAAGACACAGUGCUUUUUUACAACUUCAAUUGACAAUCAGCUAACUAAAUUUUGGGAGGUAGAGGAAUUUCCUAAAACUAAAUACUUAUCACCAGAGGAAACCUUUUGCGAGGAACAUUUCUCUCAGCACACUUUUAGAGCCCCUGAUGGUAAAUUUGUAGUACAUCUUCCUCUUAAGGACUCCAUUGAUCGUCUUGGGGACUCGAAGUUGACAGCUACAAGUCGUUUUUUAAAUCUUGAAGGGAAACUGAAUAAAAGCCCUGAUUUAAAACGUACUUAUCAAGAUUUUAUAACAGAAUAUGAAAAACUCGGUCACAUGACCCUAUCUAAGAAUCAAAAUGAUACUUCUGGGUAUUUUUUACCGCACCACUGUGUGCUUAAAUUAAGCUCCACUACAACUAAACUACGGGUCGUUUUCGAUGCUUCCUGUAAAUCUGACUCAGGUUUUUCUUUAAACGAUUUACUUAUGGUCGGACCUAAUGUCCAAAACAGUCUUUUUUCAAUUCUCUUACGGUAUCGUAUACAUCCUGUAGUUCUCAGUGGUGACAUUGAAAAAAUGUAUCGACAGGUCUAUGUAGCCCCUGAAUAUCGUAAACUUCAGAGAAUUCUUUGGCGUGCUAAUAUUAAUGAGCCGAUUUUAACUUACGAUUUGUCCACCGUUACAUACGGUACAGCCUCUGCUGCAUUUCUGGCUACUAGAUCUUUGCAGGAAGUAGGUAAAAUACAUGCUAAAGACUGUCCAAAGAUUUCUAACAUAAUACAACGUGAUUUUUACGUUGAUGACCUUUUAACCGGCGCACAAACAGUCGAUGAACUUAGACAAAUUAAAGAAGACAUCCAUGAUCUUCUUAUGAAGUAUGGAUUUCCACUUAGAAAAUGGGCUUCAAAUGAGCCAACCUUAACUUCUGAUUCCUCAAUACAUUCGAUUUCUUUUGAUACAGAUAUUGCUUCUAAAACCUUGGGCCUUUUAUGGAAUCACAUUUCUGACACGCUAGAAUAUAAAAUAGGUCCUAUUGAAUCUAGCACUCGCGUAACAAAACGUACAAUUUUAUCUUCAAUUUCUCAGAUUUUUGACCCUCUUGGUCUACUUUCUCCUGUCACAAUCUCGGCAAAAAUCAUCUUGCAACAGCUGUGGAAGCUUAAAAUAUCAUGGGAUGAAUCGAUUCCAAUGGAUCUUUUUACAAUCUGGUCAUCUUACAGGACACAACUUGUGGAAUUGAAUAAUCUUAAAAUACCAAGACUAACUCUUUGCGGUAAUCCUAUUGAGCUGCAAUUACAUGGCUUCUCUGAUGCUGCGGAGCCAGGUUAUGGUGCCUGCGUGUACCUUUGUUCAAAGGAUUCGUUAGGCAAUUCUUCGUCUAAACUACUCUGUGCAAAAACUAGAGUCUCUCCACUUAAAGAAUUGACUAUUCCUAGGCUCGAGCUUUGUGCAGCAUUACUCUUAGCAGAACUAGCUAAAACUGUGUUAGCUUCAAUACCCUCUACUUUGGACUCUAAGCACUACUGGUGUGACUCUACAAUAGUACUUGCCUGGAUUAGAUCAUCUCCUCAUCGUCUAAAGACAUUUAUUGCUAAUCGAAUAGCUCAAAUUCAAUCCAUAACUAAUAUUGAUGAAUGGAGAUAUAUUAGAACCGCAGACAAUCCAGCUGAUCUACUUACUAGAGGAAUUCCACCUUUAAGCUUGUUAAAUUCGACUUUAUGGUUUCAUGGACCUCCUUGGCUGACUGAAGAUGAGUGGCCAACCGACAUAGUAGAUUUAUCAAAUAUUGAUACUCCUGAAUUACGAAAUGUCACUUCUUUUCAUGUGUCCAUCGAAAAACAUACCAAUAAUGACUUACUUACUUUAAUUGACAAAUUUUCUAAUCUAACUAAACUGGUUCGUACUUUUGCCUUUGUGCUACGCUUUAAAAACAUCCUUAAAUUAAAAUCUAAAUCUGACUUUUUUAAUAGAGAGCUUUCAACUCUGGAAAUUGAGAAUUCUUUGCAUACACUUGUCAGCUUGGUACAAGCUUCAACAUUUUCUGAAGAAUUUAAAGCACUGAAGAAUAAUAAUAAGGUCUCUAAUAAAUCCAAACUCCUUACCUUGAAUCCCUUCUUUGACCACACUCUUAAUCUUAUUCGAGUUGGGGGUCGUUUGCAACAAUCUGAUUAUGAAUAUCAAAAGAAACACCCUAUAGUUUUACCCCCUAAACAUAGACUUUCACUUUUGAUCGCACAUUCUGAACAUAUUAAGCUACUUCAUGCUGGUCCACAACUUACAUUGGCAUCACUUCGUGAAAGCUUCUGGCCAAUCAAUGGCAGGAACUUAAUUAAAAAGGUUUACCAUGACUGUUUAACUUGUUUUCGCUUUGUUGCAAAAUCGACAAAGUACCUUAUGGGUAAUUUACCCAAGACACGAAUUACACCCUCUAGACCCUUUUCUGUGUCCGGUGUUGACUACGCAGGGCCCUUCUCCCUUAGGGAUCGCAAAGGACGUAAUUUUAGAACUAACAAGGCAUACAUAGCAUUGUUUGUGUGUUUUGCUACCAAGGCUAUUCACCUAGAGCUAGUAAGUGAUCUUAUUAGCGAAUGUUUCUUAGCCGCUUUGUACAGAUUCAUGUCACGAAGAGGCAAGUGCAUACAAAUUUAUUCUGAUCAAGGGACAACAUUCGUGGGUGCAUUAAAUGAAUUAAAUGCGUUUCUCAAAGAACACUCUUCUACUAUUUCGGAUAAAUUAGCAAAUCAAGGUAUACAAUGGAAUUUUAUACCGCCUCGCGCUCCACACUUUGGUGGGCUUUGGGAGUCCAGCGUUAAAUCGGUAAAGUUUCAUCUUAAGCGUGUAGUUGGUAGUUUAUCAUUAACUUUUGAAGAUUUUUCUACAAUAAUAACUCAAAUAGAAGCCUGUUUAAACUCCAGACCCUUAUGUCCUCUUUCUGAUAAUCCGAAUGAUCCAAAUCCUCUCACUCCUGCGCACUUUCUUAUUGGUGAACCAUUGACGACGUGCCCACAAGUUGAUCUACUGGGAGUAGCAGAGAACAGACUAUCAAAAUACCAACAUAGACAACAAAUGGUGCAACAUUUUUGGUCUCGUUGGGUCAAGGAAUGCAUUGCAGAACUCCAGAUACGUACGAAAUGGAAGCAGAAUUACCCGCAGCUCCUGAAACUAGGCGUUCUUGUGCUCAUCAUGGAGGAUGGAUUACCACCAUUAAAAUGGCGAACUGGCCGAGUGGUACAAAUAUUUCCUGGAGGAGAUGGUAUUGUCCGAACAGUAUUAGUGAGGACUGCUGCUGGCGAGUAUAAGCGUCCAGUUACGAAGAUUGCUGUCCUGCCUAUUUAUGAUUUUUAA